AUGGAGGACGAUUUGGCGGAUAAAUGGAAGUCCUUUUCUCUGUCUGAAGUUGAGCAGGCGGAUGUUGGUAUUCAAGACUCGCUGCAGGGGUCCAUUGAUGAUCAUAAAGACUAUUGCCUCAUAUUCAGUUUACUCACCCGUAAAUUCUUUAAUAAGGAGGCCUUUAAGUCGGUUAUGCGCACUGUUUGGAGUCCUGUGAAAGGGGUAAAAUUCUUUGAUUUGGGUGAGAAUGUUUUUCUUGCUCAGUUCGCUGAUCAGGGUGAUAAGAAGAAGGUUUGUCUUAAUAGUCCAUGGUCCUUCAAUAAGAAUUUGGUGUUGCUCAUGGACUAUGUUGGUGAUGUUCAAUCGUCAAGAAUAAAGAUGCAUUUCGCUUCCUUUUGGGUCCGAUUAUAUGAUUUGCCUCUAAUGGGGAUGAAUUCUGAAACAGCACGUAGCAUUGGGGAGUCGAUUGGUAAUGUUGAAGACAUUGAUUUGUAUAGUCAAUCUCCUGGAUGGGGAGUGUUUUUGAGGGUGCGCAUUCGACUUGAUGUCUGUUGUCCUUUGCCCAGUGUUAAGCGUCUCUGUUUGAGGAAUGGUGAGGUUCUAUGGGUACAUUUGAAAUACGAGCGACUGCCCAACUUUUGUUACUAUUGUGGGAAGUUAGGGCAUUCAGAUAGAGACUGUGAGUUAUGGGUGUUGAAGAGGGCUUUAUUUGAGAAGGAUGGAUUUCCCUAUGGAGUUUGGCUGCGUGCGGAAGGAAGAAAUUCUACAAAUGGGCAACGUAAAUCUUUUUCACGAGUUUUACCUUAG
Juglans regia (Persian walnut) is the source of this 789-nucleotide messenger RNA. RefSeq lists its product as uncharacterized. The record is from RefSeq and is a predicted model, not a curated record. Gene Ontology annotation, molecular function: zinc ion binding; nucleic acid binding. The transcript has a single exon. The coding region runs from base 1 to 789 and encodes 262 amino acids. NCBI's taxonomy places the organism in Eukaryota, Viridiplantae, Streptophyta, Magnoliopsida, Fagales, Juglandaceae.